Benincasa hispida (wax gourd) is the source of this 698-nucleotide messenger RNA. RefSeq names its product biogenesis of lysosome organelles complex 1 subunit-like protein (gene BLOS2). The record is from RefSeq and is a predicted model, not a curated record. NCBI's taxonomy places the organism in Eukaryota, Viridiplantae, Streptophyta, Magnoliopsida, Cucurbitales, Cucurbitaceae.
CUUUUUUUUAAUUAGAAAAUCCAUCAACACUUAAACAGCAGAGCAUUUGGUCCCUGUUGUGUUGUCUCUAAUCCUCCGUCGCUUAAGAUCCUGCAGCAGUUCUGUGUCCCGACGAGGCGACGGCGAGUGAUCACAAUUCCAGCAACAAAGAAGUUUCCCGGCCUGAGGUGUACCGUAUUUGCAAGACUCAUAGUUGGGAUCUUGUUUCAUGGCCCAGAAAGAGGAGCAACCACCGAACAGGGACGAGCUUGCCGAGUCGCUUAACGAAUUCUUCACCAGCGUAUCCGAAAUGAUCAAAUCGGACCUUCUUGGAUCAAGUAAUCAGCUGGCACUUUUAGAGAGAAUGAACCUCAGGGUGGCAGAAGAGUAUAAAGGCUUUGGGGAUGUGGCUUCUGGAAUGAGGGUUUUUGUGGAGCAACUAAAAUCAAAGAGUGGUGGGUUUGAUGAGUAUAUACACCAAAUUGAGAAAAUAGAACAUCAGGUGACUGAAUUUGAAGCUGUAAUUUCAAUGCUUGAUAAACAUGUUUCCAUGUUGGAGUCUAAAGUGUUGUCUGUUUGUCAAAACACGCCUUAAUGUAUAAAUUUGUUUUUUCACCUUCAAAGUUGAGAAUGGUUCUUUUCUGAAUUAUGUUUUUGCUUCUGCAUUGCUUGCCCAUUGUUGAAAUCUUUUAUGAGAAUUCAUUGGAAGUUGAUGGCUA